UGUCUUUGAGCGAGAGGAAGAGAAUUUUCCCCUUUGCAGAGAGGAAGACAAUAGAGAAAAGGUUGAAGGAGAAUUUUAGCCUUAUAUUUGAACGUUAUUCGAAACUUCUCUGCUGUGGCAUUUUCCCAUUUUCCACUACUGGUGGUGCAGGACGAACGCAUGCAAGUACAAGGUAAGACAGUCUACCGAGAUCUUUUUGGCAUUUGGGUUUUCUUUCUGAACCGCUUCUGUGAUAUGGGUUUUGCUCCAUUUUGGCGCUAGGAUAUUCGUUCAGAAGAGCAGCGAAGAUUGAGUUGUGUGGGUGAUUUGAGAGAAAACCGUGGGUUGAAUUGAUUUGGUUAUAUAAGAGUGAUGGCAACAGUAGCUCCAGCCCCGAAUCCUCCGAGUCCUGCUGCUCCUACACCUUCAGGAACUGCAGGAUCACCCCCACCAUUCAUCUCAUCACCACCACCACAAUCAUCCUCUCCGCCACCUACUCAAAUGACAUCUCCACCUCCACAAGAUGAUCCUACUCCGCCACCACCAUCAUCACAACCUCCACCACCAGCAACACCAUUGACUCCACCACCAUCUGAUUCACCUCCGCCUAGUUCUCCACCACCAUUACAACCUUCUAAUCCACCACCUACAUUGCCUCCUCCAGCACCAGCAUCUGAACCACCCACAAGUGCUUCUCCACCUUCGCCAUCACCACCGCAGCCACCACCAAAUUCGCGUCCUCCACCACCACCAUCCACACCUGCCCCUGAUAUCCAACCUCCACCAUCAUCUAGUCCACCUGAAAGUUCACCGCCACCACCACCACCAGAAACCUCAUCACGACCACCUACCAGUUCACCCUUACCACCUAGGAGUUCACCUCCUCCACCACCAACUUCAAUUCCACCAAGAAGUUCACCUCCACCUCCAAGUAAUGCUUCAUUGCCUCCUACUACCCCUACCCGACAAUCACCACCUUCUGGACCAAAUUCUACUCAAUCUACUCCACCACCAGUAAUCAGACUGUCUCCGCCUCCUCCGUCACGGAAUUCUCCAUCAUCCACUUCUCCCCCAUCAUCUGUGAACAAUGAUACUAUUCCGAAUGCACCUUCUGAUCAAAACGGUGGAAACAGUGGUAUUGGUACUGGUGCUAUUGUGGGUAUUGGAGCAACUGCAGGAAUCUUAAUGCUCAGCCUUAUUUUGGUGAUUGCUUGGUGCUUAAAGAAACGCAGGAGAUCUGUCUCCAGAGUCAAUGGCGAUUAUGUGAUGCCUUCACCUUUUGCAUCCUCCCCGGUAUCAGAUUCCAGUAACACAAAGGUCCACUCUACUACAGCUCCCCUGAUGGGCAGUGGUUCUAGCAGUGACUUCAUUUCUUCGCCAGCAGAGCCUGGUGGACUGGGGCACUCAAGGUCUUUGUUUACAUAUGAAGAAAUGGUCACAGCAACCAAUGGCUUUUCGACCCAGAAUCUUUUGGGUGAAGGUGGAUUUGGAUGCGUGUACAAAGGUUGCCUACCAGAUAGGAGAGAGGUUGCAGUAAAGCAACUCAACAUACGUGGAAGCCAGGGUGAAAGAGAAUUUAAAGCUGAAGUUGAUAUCAUAAGUCGAGUACACCAUCGUCAUUUGGUUUCACUUGUUGGUUAUUGCAUCUCGGACAGCCAAAGAUUGCUUGUCUAUGAAUAUGUCCCUAACAAUACCCUUGAUUUCCAUCUCCAUGAAGAAGGUAUACCUGUUUUGGACUGGUCACAUCGUAUCAAAAUAGCUGCGGGUGCAGCUCGUGGAUUAGCUUAUCUGCACCAAGACUGCCAUCCUCGGAUUAUUCAUAGGGAUAUCAAGUCAUCAAACAUUCUUUUGGAUAACAACUUUGAAGCCAGGGUUUCAGAUUUUGGUCUUGCCAAGUUAAACCCAGAUGCGAAUACACAUUUGACAACACGUGUUAUGGGAACUUAUGGAUAUGUCGCCCCAGAGUAUGCAACAAGUGGCAAGUUAACUGAGAAGUCUGAUGUAUACUCAUUUGGAGUUGUGCUCUUGGAGUUAAUCACUGGGCAGAAGCCACUGGAUCCUUCCCAGUCCCCAGGAAAAGAGAGUCUAGUUGAACGGGUAAUUGCACGACCUUUCAUGAGCCAUGCACUAGUAAGCGGCGAACUAGGAGGUCUAAUCGACCCAAGGCUUGACAAGAACUAUGUUGAAGAAGAGAUGUUCAGGAUGAUUGAGGCUGCUGCAGCCUGUGUUCGCCAUUCUGCUUCCAAGAGGCCUCGCAUGGAACAAAUUGUCAGAGCUCUUGGCGAUAUAGCUGCAGGAGAUUUAACCAACGGAAUGAAAAUUGGAGAGAGUGAGGUAAUCAGAACACCAGAAGAGUCGGAGCAGUUUAGACUCAUGCAAAGGAUGGCAUUUGGCAGUCAAGAUUUUAGUUCAGGUUUUUUUAGCCAUAGUAGUAUGAACAGCCGAAAUGACAGUCUAGUCUAGUAUGAAAGUAAUUUUGGUAGGGGUGAAAAUUUAGCUGUGAAUUACUCUGAAGAGUUCAGAGGCUGAAUGACAGCUUCAGAGUGAGCUUCAGAAUGGCAUUUUAGCUGUCAGCCUCUGGAGUGAAGGCCAAAAUUAGGUUUAGGAAAAUGGCUCAUUCCUCAGCGUUUCCAGUAACUGGGCUAAGGGUUAGCUCUUCCACUAUAUCCUUUUAGGGUUUUAAUUACUGUAAAUAGCCCCACCCGAAAUACUUGUAAAGGCUCAAUUUUGCAAUCGAUACGGAUCAUAAUUUUUCAUUCUGGGUUUCUGUCAGUUGUUUAAGUUAAUUCUUACAGAAUGGAUAUCGAUGUCAUUGAGAUCGCAUGAUGACUUACCUAGAAAGCAUGGAUAUAUGUCUCUGCAACAGAAAGCCGCCAGAAAAAGAACUUAAUCAUCUUCUGCAGUUCCGCCUGACAGCCAUUUAAGAGUGAUUUUGAAGGACUGCAGAGCCACAAAGUUUCCACAAAUGGCUGUGUUGACACCAGAAAAAGGGUCACUCAACUAAGGAGGGAGAAUUGAUUCUCAGAAUUGUCAGGUGAAAAUGAAACAACUUGAUGGAAAAACAAUCCAAAGAUCCAUCUGGGCAACUAGGAAAACAAGGAGAGCAUAUGGUGGCCGAGGAAGGGAAAACUGCCCUAAUCAACUGUUACGGGACAAAAGAACAGCAACGGAAGGCAAGGAAAUAAAAGUCUGCAAAGCACUCCAAGACAAGACGAGGAAUGAAGUCACCCAAGCAAGCAACCCUCCAAAAUUCCCUUCUCAAACCCCCUGGAAAGCAAUUGAAAAAAGAGUAAAUCACAAGAUUCCAAUACUGAAAUCCAAUCCCACACAUCUUCCAAACCUUUCCCAAUCAUCAAUUCUCGAAAAACAUGUGAACCCUUUUGCUGAUCAUCAUCAUCAUCAAACCAUCUUCAAACAUCUCCCUGCUAGCUUUGCCGCCCAUGGCAGCUACGGAGGACUGCAACCAAAUGGCUGCAGACUGUGUGGUGGUAUCCUGCUGCUGCCAAUGCUUGUUCCUGCAAUUCCUCAUCUACGUGUUCCUCAAGCUUCCAAGGAGGCUGCUCGAGCGAGCAAGGGACUACGCGAGAAAGAAGCUGAUGAAGAUGAGGAGCAGGAAGAAGAUAGAGACAGAGCUAGUGGGGAGAAGAACUGCCAAGUUCGGAGAAAUCUCUGCUGAUGUAUACAACACCGAAGAAUCCAUGUGCAUUGACAUAGGCCUGUUAGAGGAGUUCAAGAAGUCCAAUGCCGAUAAUAAGAACAUCAUUGAACAUGUGCAGAUGGGUGAAGAUCGUCAUCAAUGCAUUGAGGAAAUAGAGAGGGUGUUGGAUGAAUACCACGCUAGAGGUGAGUUUGGGUUUGGGAGCUUUUGGAGGAAGGAAGUGUGCAAAAUGGGCUCACCAUCUUCCUCGUCGUCAUCAUUCUCAUCAUCGUCGCCAAUCUCUUGGGGGAGAUCAACAAUGGCUACUCCACGUCCAUCACAUAAUUCGACUCCAUCAUCGACGGGAAGGAGUAGUGGUGGAGGUAAAAAGCAGAAGAAGAGGAAGGAGUCGGGGGGUUUGAGAGUUGUGCAGUUUGAAUUGAUUGAAAUUGUUCAUUCUUUAUCACGUUCAUCAUAUGGGUCGUUUCAGAAGAUUGAAAAGUUGCUAGACUACGAGAAAUCGCCUUCAGGGAUUUGGAGAAACACCAAUACAUCAUGAGCUUAACUUGCUUGUGAGCUUGUUUCAUUAUUUAGAUUUGGUAUAUUAUUUUCUCUGCAAUUAGAUUUAGGGCAAUGGGUC
Messenger RNA from Linum tenue, 4256 nucleotides. Lineage: Eukaryota; Viridiplantae; Streptophyta; Magnoliopsida; Malpighiales; Linaceae. The record is from the annotation of a GenBank genome assembly.